Messenger RNA from Bombyx mandarina (wild silkworm), 3099 nucleotides. RefSeq lists its product as uncharacterized. NCBI's taxonomy places the organism in Eukaryota, Metazoa, Arthropoda, Insecta, Lepidoptera, Bombycidae. The record is from RefSeq and is a predicted model, not a curated record.
CACGCGCCGGGGUGUUCGUGUCGCCCGGUCCCGCGCUCUCAUAUCAAUAAUUCAAAUUUAAAAAAACGUUACACAUACAUAACGAAUUAGUAUGACCUUUGAUUAAUUUGUCUCGAACAAUGCAUCAUUAGCCAGUGUCGAUCAGUGCUACAGUGCCAAGGCCGAACGCAGUUCACAAAAUGGAAGACGUGUAUACAAUUAAAGUCAAAACAAAGCCAGAUACGCGUAACUUGUAUCCGUCGGAGCGCCGCUACUCCGCCUCCACGGUGUCGGGGCUGGCCUGGGUCCACAUCGCGCUCUCCGCCACCUCGUUCCUGCUGGCGUGUCUGGCCUUGGUCAACCCGGACGAGGGAAAACAACCUAAUAACACAACAGAGUCCCUGAACUCAAUCAACGGCACAGCCAACACGUCGUUCGUCGCGGACAAUGGGUACAUACUGGUGCUGGCGCCGAGCUUGCUCAGCGUGUUCGGCCUGGCGGCGGGCGUCGCCAGCAUCAUGGCUUCCGUGAAGUGGUACAUAGACCACAACAUCACCUGGCUAUUCAUAGCCUCGGUUAUGUCCACUGUAGUGUCCUUGGCAUCGUUUGUAAUGGUAGCGGUGUGGUUCGCCUCCACGUCUGAAGGAGAAAUAACAGACUUUUAUAAAGAUAAAGUACCUUUCAAAGAUUUCGUGGUCGUAAGACAGGCAGAUGUGUAUGAGCAUAACUCUUCACACGUUAUAGUGGCUUUAAACUCCACUAAGGUGAGCGAGGAGAGUCAAGGAUCACGAGUGUUCACGACGGGAGUACUCUCCAUCAACAUCCUCAUAGCCGCCUUCCUCGAAGUGCUUUGGUCGAUCCUGAGCGUCAAGAUAUCAUAUAGAGGCAUGCGGAACAACUACAAAGACGACAGCAGCGAGCCAAGAGGAAAAUGCAUAUCUGUUGUCACCAAGAUAAAAGGAAACGAUCCUAAACACAUCCCUCGGAACGGAAAAUUGCUGAAACCAAAACCGGACCUCAUAGAACAUUAUCCCAAUAAGAAGAUCAAAAAGAUAUACCUCGCUCAAGACGAAAACGGGUUCUAUUUGAAGAACCAAAACAACAAAGUGAAGCAAAACACGGAGACUAGCUCUGAGAUAUAUAAGGAGAGGAUGAUGAACUUCCUCAACCGCUGCGCCUCUCUCGAGGGCGUCUCCAACCCUGAGGCAACUCCGAGCGUUCACUCAGACGCACUGAACACUAUCCCGGAAGUUGCCAGCGCUGAAAUUAACCUAGAAAAUGAACGUAAAGCCACAACGAGCCCGCUCAGCUGGGGAGACACUCCCGACCACACCGUGUACAAUCAGAACACGCUGAACUUAGACAAUAUAUUUAAUUUUACGAAGAAAGUGGAUGCGAAAAACGAAGAGCCAAGUGAAAACGACAAUCUGUAGGUAAUUAGCCGUGAAACAUGCGCCGCGACGUACUCGACUUACUCGCUCCCUCCGCGGGACUCGCCACUGCCUCACAGACAACUACUAGCGAUGUUACUGUGUAUUGUACACACUCACUGGUAGGUAAGCGGUACGUGAAGCCUCUCCCUGUCAUCAUCAGCAAAUAGCGCGAUUACAGUAGUUUCUUUUACUUAGACCAAUUCUGUAAUGAACUGUUCCGUGGUCUGAAAGUGCCACGACACGCCAGGAUAUAAACUACUUUGGAAGAGUUCACGCUUCAGUUACUUGGUAUGACAAGUUUUCUACCAUAUGAGACAUCAUCAUGAGACACAGCGAGUUACUCAAACGAGGCUAUAUAUUUAUUUUUAAUAGGCAGCUUGAGAUUUUUUGAUAAGUAUUGGGUAGUGCAGUGAGCUCCGGGCUCCAGACUGACAGUGUGAUUGUGAAGUGUCCGGCCUGCAUGGCACUGUUAAUGUCAGCUCAGCUAAUAUAUGUUACUAUUCCAGUUUCAAUAUAAUAACGGCAUUACGUGGAGGAUCAAUGCACUUUAUUUACAUGUUGUGUGAUGUUGGCAUAGUAAUGGCCGUUUAAUUGUGAAAAUCAUCGAAUAUGUAAUUAGUGUAGUGAACAUAAUACUCUCUAUUACUUAUACGGACGUUAUAUAUCUGUUAGACCUAAGCCGGAACCUACGCAACUAUUCAUUUCCGUCUGUGUUCAUUGUCUAGUGUUUUGUUUUUCACUCGAUUCUUUAUCAUUUUCAAGCAAUUUAAUAGUUUCUGUACGAUAAUUAUUAAUUAUGGAUUCAACUUAUUGUACAUAGGUAUUGUCUUCUAAUGUUUUUAGAUAAUAAGUUGUAUGUUGUGUUGUGUUGUAAUAAGUGGUCUCCUAGUUGGGAGUAGUGGCCGCGUCGCUGGGACAUGUGUAGUCGUGCCGGUGUCUGACUGAAACAGCCGCCGCACAAGUCCUGAGGCCUUGUGCCUCAUGUCUCAACAAGUCUGCGACGUUGACGCUGUGAAUCAUGUGAAUGCUGAGGGCGCGGCGGGUCGCUCCCGCGCGGGCUGGACGGCGUCUAUCAACCGCAAUGCAAAAUCUUUUUAUUCAUUUGUUUUACGAAUAAAGUGUAAAAUCCAUUUAUAAGUAUGAUGAAAUGGUAAAACUUUCAACAAGCAGGUGCGGUGUGUGUUCUGUAAACAUAGAUUUGAUGCGUCACAGACCCUUUAUUUAGAAUCAUUGUAUGUAGCUUUAAAGUAACUUCAACCGUGCUUUAAGAUUGUAUGAAUAAAAAUAGAAUAUUUCGACACAAUAGUUUUCCUGUGUAUUGUGAUAUACCUAUAUGACAUUUUUUUUAAGACACUAGCUUUUUUGAACGAAGUUCCUUACGGCAGACGAGAAGGAGAUAGGGAUUUGCUGCGCGACCGGACUGAAAACAUGUGAGACUAAAACUGUAAGAAAACAUAUAACAGAAGUGCUAUAGUCGCAUACACAAGCAAAUAGUGUACAAUACCUUUCUCUAUCUCCCUGUUUCUUUCUGUUCUCUCGUCUCUUCUCUUUUUGAUACUACUCCGCAUGAGUUUAAACUACUCAUGAAUUCAUGCACAAGUAACGCACAUGCGCAUAUUCAUGAAAUUAUUCUCUAAGCACGUGCUGAUACUUACAUUAUAAAUUCAUUUUACUCGUAAAUAAACAC